Trypanosoma cruzi is the source of this 612-nucleotide messenger RNA. RefSeq lists its product as uncharacterized. The coding region runs from base 1 to 612 and encodes 203 amino acids. NCBI's taxonomy places the organism in Eukaryota, Euglenozoa, Kinetoplastea, Trypanosomatida, Trypanosomatidae. The record is from RefSeq and is a predicted model, not a curated record. Gene Ontology annotation, cellular component: endoplasmic reticulum. The transcript has a single exon.
AUGCGGUGGGUGAUAGUUGUAUUUGCUUUAUUUGCCUUCAUGGCUGUGGGAUCUCUGGCCCAGCUCGAUACACUGCCGUUCCUAUUUGUCUCCAAGUCCGUCUCAGACGACUACGUGGUAGCUGGUAACAGCGUGGAGUUCACUGUCACUGUUUACAACUACGGCCAGAGCCCUGCGAUGGAUGUGACAGUCACAGACAUUUUGGUGGACGGCACGACACGUACAAAGCGUGUAGAAAUGCUUUCCUUUGGAGAGAGUGCCGUGCUGAAGUACACCGUAAUACCGAAAGAGCUUGGCAACUACGUUGUUGGCGUUGCAGAGGUGACAUAUGCCCUGGAGAAGGGGAAGCCAGCUACACACAGAGCGUACAGCAAUGUCAUUCGCGAGAGUAAUGCGCACUUCCUGGGAGAAAAAUACGACGACGAGAGUUUUCGUGGAGUUGUGUCGGUUGUAACGCGGGAACGUUACGAUCGUUUACACAAGCGGUAUGUUCGUGAAAUUGUGGCGUAUAGUAUACUUUGCGUCAUUCCCGCGCUUUUUCCUUUUUUUGUUUACCGCGCGGAGCAAAAUCAGGUGGAACUUCUGAUUCGCCGCUCCAAACUCAACAAGUAG